AAUGCUUCCAAUACAAUAUGUUUAUCUACCUAGACACCAAGUGACCAUAAUAUUUGUAGAACACAAUAUGGUUCAGAUAUUCAGUCCAUUGUCUCUUACCACCACCUACUCAUCCUCUCACUCUCACCCUCACACUCUCUUUGCCCAGAGUCAGAAAAAUAUGUGCCAAGGAUAUGACGUAACAGUUAUUCAAUGCCUUUCGACUGAUGAGAUUUUUGUUAUCUCAUCCUCGCAUGGAGCUUCAUCACCAACAACACAUACUAGGUACCUACAGUACGAGUAUCUUCCUAACCCUUCUCAUACGUUCUGUAACCUCAACGCCAAUGUUAAUAACAGGUGUUUCUUGACACUUUCAGCGGCUACAACAAGCGUAAAAUGCUUCCGUGUCCCUCGAAACCCUUCUGCGGAUCUUUUCUUUACUUUUUCUUUCAAACAAAAAAGAAUCACAAUUGCGAAAAUGUUAUUCACAAUCUCCAUGUGAAGUAAACCUCACACAUAACAACCAAGACAAGUCCAGGAAAUCCUCGGUGUUGCUCUAACCGAAGCGUAGCCGGCUCCACGCAUCAACCUCGACCUGGGGUUCCGAUAUACAGGCCUCUUCCUCCAUAAAACGACUCUAUCAAAGGCCCGAGAAAGUCCGACAUGUCCAUUAGACGCACGUACCUAGUAGAAUAGUGAUGACUUAUCACCGCUUAAGCAGCCAAAAGAGCAAUGGCAACGCCCGCGAUCAAAAUGCCGAGGUAUUGGCCAUAAUGGGAAAACAUCUCUCGCAUCCUCGCAUUCCUCGCUCGCUUCCCUUGACGAUUUCACAACAUCUUCCAACAUGGCAUCCCAAAGAUUAGGCUCAAUCUUUUCCCAUCUGUCCUCGACAAAGACAGGGGUCGCUGGAAUCACCCAGAAGAACCCCGACGAUAUUGUUAUUACCCUCGCCGUUCGAACCCCUCUCGCAAAAGGAAAGAAGGGUGGUUUCAAAGAUACCGAUCUCGAUCACAUUGUAUACUCGCUCCUGAAGCAGGUGCUGGAAAAGAGCAAGAUUGAUCCUGCAUUGGUCGAGGAUGUUUGUCUUGGAAAUGUCGGUGACGUGCGGGCUGCAUACAAAGUCCGCGCCGCCUCGCUGGCUGCCGGAAUCCCUCACACUGCAGGCGCCAACAGUGUCAACCGGUUCUGUUCUUCGGGAUUGAAAGCCGUACAGGACAUUGCCAACCAGAUCACCUGUGGUAGCAUCGAUAUCGGCAUUGCUCUGGGUGGUGAAAGCAUGUCGAACAAUGGAGGCCGAGAUCUGCCCUUCUCUGAGUCGCUUAUGGCCAACCAAGAAGCCGUCGAUUGCACGCAGCCUAUGAUCCAGACGAGCGAGAACGUCGGCAAUGACUUCAACAUCUCGAGACGCACACAAGACGAGUAUGCAUGUGAAUCUUUCCGACGAGCCGAGGUCGCACAAAAGGCCGGUUGGUUUGAUGAUGAGAUCGUCCCAAUUACCACCACCAUCAAGGACCCAAAGACCGGUCAGGUUACCGAAGUCACCCUCACCAAGGACGAGGGCCCGAGAUAUGGAACCACGGCGGAGGCUCUGGGCAAGAUCAGGCCAGCCCUGCCUCAGUUUGGAGACAAGACCACUGGUGGCAACGCCAGUCAGGUCACUGACGGAGCGGCUGCCAUUUUGUUGAUGAAGCGAUCCAAGGCUAUUGAACUCGGUCAGCCUAUCAUGGCCAAAUUCUGCGGGGCCACCGUCGCAGGUGUGCCUCCUAGAAUCAUGGGCAUCGGACCUAGCGCCGCUAUUCCCAAGCUCUUGAGCAAGUUCCAGUUGACCAAGGAAGAUAUUGACAUCUUCGAAAUCAACGAGGCUUUCGCCUCUAUGGCCGUGUACUGCCUGAACGUACUGGGUCUCGACCACUCCAAGAUGAACCCCAGAGGCGGUGCCAUCGCUCUGGGACAUCCUCUCGGUGCCACCGGUGCCAGACAGAUUUGCACCAUUCUCAGUGAGGCACGGAGGACGAAGAAGAAGAUUCUCGUCACCAGCAUGUGUAUCGGUACCGGCCAGGGCAUGGCUGGACUGUUUGUCAAUGAGCAGGUCUAGUUGGGUCGCUUGGAGAGGUGCGAAUGCAUUUGGUUAUGUACUCUUAAAAGCACAUCUCGAAUUCGAAUUGUCAUCUUUAAUUGCAUUUAUUGCUAUUUCCUACAACCUUGCUCAUCUGUGAAGAUACUUAG
Molecule: messenger RNA, 2205 nt
Organism: Exophiala oligosperma
Lineage: Eukaryota; Fungi; Ascomycota; Eurotiomycetes; Chaetothyriales; Herpotrichiellaceae
Exons: 5
Coding region: 824-2074 (416 amino acids)
Biological process (GO): fatty acid beta-oxidation; phenylacetate catabolic process
Cellular component (GO): peroxisome
Molecular function (GO): acetyl-CoA C-acyltransferase activity
Source: RefSeq, a predicted model, not a curated record